AUGCCACCUAGGCGUGGCACCCAAGGUCGCGGCACCCAUGAGGUCCCGAUCCAUCCUGUUCCUCCAGUCGAGCCUGUAGUGUCAGCUCCUUUAGUAGCUCCAGUUCCUCCACCGAUCCCCCCUCCUCAGUCUACUAUUCUAGUUACUGAGGCUCCUACCCCGUCGGCCGCACCCGUGCCUCCACCUGAGGCGAGUGCUGCCCCUGCUUUUCCGACAGUACCUAUAGGAGUCGAGCAUUUUCACCAGCUGAUGCAGCUUGUUGCCACUGUGUUGCAAACCCGUCAGCCUGCUACCGCUGAGGUUUCUGUGCAUUCUGACCUACCGCGUGCUAGUGCGAUAGCUCGAGAGUUCCGGCAGCAUGAUCCCUCGAGGUUUAGUGGUGAUCCUGACCCUUCUGCUGUCGAGGCUUGGUGCACUGAGGUUGUGAAGAUUUUUGACACUAUUCAAUAUCCUGCGGAUCAGAGACCAUGUGGUAGGGCAUUAUUUAGAGACAUUCGACCAGGUCUUUCAUCGGGCACUAGUUUAUGA
Messenger RNA from Magnolia sinica, 528 nucleotides. RefSeq names its product classical arabinogalactan protein 9-like. The record is from RefSeq and is a predicted model, not a curated record. NCBI's taxonomy places the organism in Eukaryota, Viridiplantae, Streptophyta, Magnoliopsida, Magnoliales, Magnoliaceae. Bases 1 to 528 code for a protein of 175 amino acids. The transcript is spliced from 3 exons.